CCUGCUGCAAGCUGGGACGCGCAGGCGGCAUCUCAGCUUGUUGCUGCUCAGUCUUCACUGCAUGGAGCGCUACAAUCUCUAAAUAAAACCCGGCAUGUUUUAUUCCUGGUAAUCGGAGCAUUUAUAGGGUGAUGUGUGGGACUGACUGAGUCGAAUGGGGCUGCUGGAUAAACUGUCAGGCUGGCUGGGCCUGAAGAAGAAAGAAGUCAAUGUGUUGUGUUUGGGGCUGGACAACAGCGGCAAAACAACCAUCAUCAACCAGCUCAAGCCUGCCAACAAUUCUAAUCUUUUAGGCCCAUUCUCAGAGGAGUGGAAACAUGUUAGUCAGGCACAGGCACAAGACAUAGUGCCCACAAUCGGGUUCAAUAUUGAAAAGUUCAAGAGUUCAAGCCUUUCCCUCACCGUAAUGGACAUGUCUGGCCAGAGCAGAUACAGAAACCUGUGGGAGCACUAUUAUAAAGAAAGCCAUGCCAUCAUAUUUGUCAUCGACAGCAGUGACAAGCUGAGGAUGGUUGUUGCCAAAGAGGAGCUUGAUACUCUUCUCAAGCAUGGAGAUAUGUGCAGUAAAAAGCUGCCUGUGUUGUUCUUUGCGAACAAGAUGGAUCUACGAGAGGCCAUGUCUUCUGUCAAGGUCUCCCAGAUGUUGUGUUUGGAGAAUAUCAAAGACAAACCUUGGCACAUCUGUGCCAGCAAUGCCAUAGAAGGAGAAGGCCUGCAGGAAGGAAUGGACUGGCUUCAAGAACAAAUUGCACAGUCAUAUCAAAACAAUGAGCUCAUGAAUGAAUGAAGAGCAGUGAGAGAGCUGGGACUUCAUCGAGGGAUUAAGCUUAAUGUUUAAGGCCAUGAAAGCAAACUAGAAGAUUUACAUUUUGUUAUUUUCUACACGUUUAUAGUCUUAUUGUAUCUUGCAUAACUUUAUUGUGUGUAUAAAGAUUGAUUAUUAUUAUCAUUUUCAAGGACAUUAUGUGCAGCAAUCUUUCCACAUAAAACAUGUACCUUUUAUUUGUGAGCAUGUUUUUUUUCCUUUGCAUGCAUACAAAUGAUCCUUUUUAUUUUUUAUAAAUUAAAUAAUGUUUUAUGACAGAGAACAAUACAAGUUUGGUACAGAUUUUAUUGUUAUUUUGUUAGAAGUCAGUUAAUAAUGCAACUAUGAAUUUCAAACGUUCCAAUCAAAAUUGGGUGGGAAAGAAAACCUGCACAGUAACUACACACAAACUCAAUAAAAAAAACAUUAUAAAACAUUUAACACAACUUAAAAAAAAAAAUUACACUACAAUGAAAUUCAUUAUAAAUA
Molecule: messenger RNA, 1294 nt
Organism: Nerophis lumbriciformis (worm pipefish)
Lineage: Eukaryota; Metazoa; Chordata; Actinopteri; Syngnathiformes; Syngnathidae
Product: ADP-ribosylation factor-like protein 6
Molecular function (GO): GTP binding; GTPase activity
Source: RefSeq, a predicted model, not a curated record